This is a messenger RNA of Naegleria lovaniensis, 798 nucleotides long. RefSeq lists its product as uncharacterized. Bases 1 to 798 code for a protein of 265 amino acids. Lineage: Eukaryota; Heterolobosea; Eutetramitea; Acrasida; Naegleriidae. The record is from RefSeq and is a predicted model, not a curated record. The transcript has 2 exons.
AUGGUCAUCCAAUACAGUAAGACGGUUAAGGUUCACAAUGAAACAAAGAAGUUCAUCCAUUACAACAACACUUACUUCACUCAACCAUCAAAGAAGCAAAAGCUAAAGGAUGACGUUUCUAAAAGAUCUACACGAGGAAUCACUAAAACCACCCGUAUCGGAAUUGUUGGCAAGUUUCGUAAACGUCGUUGGGUGAAAACUGUCGAGGCUCAUCAAAAACGAGUAGAUAUAAUUGUGAAUUUUGUGGCCAACCCUGUUCCACGUGAGGAGUUUUGGAAAUGUUUGGAGAGAGUGAACCAGAAUUUGCAAAAACCAUUCAUGUCAUUCUGUGACAUGAUGUUGUAUCUUGAGAGGAGAUGGAAUGAAUUUUGUGCUGAAGCCUAUGCUACUUUGAAGGCUAAUUUACAACCAGGUGGUAUGAAAUUUGGUUCAAGUUUGAAUCUUGGAAGAUUUCCAUAUGCUGUUUUGGAUUGGAUUUUGUGUCGUAAUUAUCAAUGUAAGAAGGAGGUUGUUGAAACAAGCAUUAAUAUCAAUCGUGAAGAGGUUCCUGUACGAGUAUUCAAAUACAGCUUCAUGUCCGAAACUGGCUUACCCAAGCUCGGUAAUGAUUCCUUUUGGUACAUGAAUUUGCAUUUUCCUACAGAGAAACAACCAACCUUUCAAAAAUCAGAAUAUACCAGCUUGACCAUUGUUGUCAAUGAUUAUGACAACAGAGUAUAUUGCAACUGGGAAAUGGUUAAUUAUGUCAUGUGGAUUGAUCGUGACGGAAUGUCUGGAAGGUGGACCAAGACUACUUAA